Dromiciops gliroides (monito del monte) is the source of this 988-nucleotide messenger RNA. RefSeq names its product malignant T-cell-amplified sequence 1. The record is from RefSeq and is a predicted model, not a curated record. Gene Ontology annotation, molecular function: RNA binding. The transcript is spliced from 2 exons. Gene Ontology annotation, biological process: formation of translation preinitiation complex. The coding region runs from base 382 to 927 and encodes 181 amino acids. Lineage: Eukaryota; Metazoa; Chordata; Mammalia; Microbiotheria; Microbiotheriidae.
UCCCCCCCUCCCCUAAAGUGAGGAGGAAAGCUGGGAAGAGAAGGGCUGAUCACGUGUCUACGGAGGCGGUGCGGCGUUGCGCGGCGGGCGGGUGGUAAGGCUCCCGCAAAAUUAAAAGGAAGUGCGCAGGCGCAGAGCCUGGUCUGCAGCCAACACGCGCCUGUGCAGGACCUGCAGCCGUAAAGGACUUCUCUAUACACGCCCUCGUGUGCGGAGCCGUAAAGCGCGUCCCCGCUCACCGGCUGAGGAGGUGGGUCGGCGGGAGAGUGCAGCACUCCGGGCUCCGCUCAGACCAGGCUUAGCGGAGGGACCGAGGAGGCCGCCGUCGCCUGUGGACCUUCCCCCGUGAGAGACUCGUGCCGAGCCGCUGUGAACGCCAUCAUGUUUAAGAAAUUUGACGAGAAGGAGAACGUGUCCAACUGCAUCCAGCUGAAGACGUCGGUCAUCAAAGGCAUCAAGAACCAGCUGCUGGAGCAGUUCCCGGGCAUCGAGCCGUGGCUGAACCAGAUCAUGCCCAAGAAGGACCCGGUGAAGAUCGUGCGCUGCCACGAGCACAUCGAGAUCCUGACGGUCAAUGGGGAGCUGCUCUUCUUCCGGCAGCGGGAGGGGCCCUUCUACCCGACUCUGCGGCUGCUGCACAAGUACCCCUUCAUCCUGCCGCAGCAGCGCGUGGACAAGGGCGCCAUCAAGUUCGUGCUCAGCGGCGCCAACAUCAUGUGCCCCGGCCUGACUUCCCCGGGCGCGCGCCUCUACCCGGCCGCCGCAGACACGGUGGUGGCCAUCAUGGCCGAGGGCAAGCAGCACGCGCUCUGCGUGGGCGUCAUGAAGAUGUCGGCCGAGGACAUCGAGCGGGUCAACAAGGGCAUCGGCAUCGAGAACAUCCACUACCUGAACGACGGCCUCUGGCACAUGAAGACCUACAAGUGAUGGCCUGGUGGCGGCUGCGGCAGCGGCAGAGCCGCGGGGGCGCCCUCGGAGGGGCCAAGGG